GGCAAAUAUUAUCCGAACAACACACACCCAUCAUAAGUGGGGGAGAGGUGGAAAAAAAAAAGAAAAGGAGAACCGCAGGAGCUGGGAUCCCUCAAUUCAUUUCCGGGAGUAAAUAUAACUACUAUCCGAGCAAGAUGGACACGCCGUCCUUUCCCACACAGCAACUCUACUACAACGGUGCAGUUCGAAAUGCGACCUCCGGUAAAACCUUCGAGACCGUAAACCCUUCAGAUGCAUCCGUCCUCGCGUCUGUUGAGGUCGCAUCCCAUGCCGAUGUCGAUAACGCCGUUAAAUCCGCCGAGAGCGCGUUUUCCGACUGGUCGAAAACCCCAGUCUCGACCCGCGCCAAAAUCCUUCUGAGGGCCGCGGAGAUUUUGAGAGAGCGAAAUGAUGAGAUCGCCCGGAUCGAAACGCUCGAUACGGGCAAGGCGUUCUCGGAAACGAGUACGGUUGACGUCGUCACGGGUGCCGAUGUGCUGGAGUACUACGCUGGGUUGAUCAGCGGCGGUGGGUUGAACGGAGAGACCACGCAGUUGAGGGAGGACGCCUGGGUGUAUACGAAGAAGGCGCCAUUGGGUGUUUGCGCCGGAAUCGGAGCUUGGAAUUAUCCCAUUCAGAUUGCUCUAUGGAAAUCAGCGCCUUGCUUGGCCGCUGGAAACACGAUGGUCUAUAAACCCAGUGAAUUCACGCCUCUCCACGGACUUGUACUUUCGCAGAUAUACACUGAGGCCGGUCUCCCAGCAGGCGUGUUCAAUGUCGUCCACGGUGCGGGUGAUGUCGGCGCAUACCUCACCGCACACCCCACUAUCGCCAAGGUGUCGUUCACGGGCCAGGUUUCGACGGGGAAGAAGGUCGCCUGCUCAGCGGCCGGAAAUAUGAAGUAUGUUACUAUGGAACUGGGCGGGAAGAGCCCACUCAUUAUUCUCCCCGAUGCAGACCUGGAGAGCGCUGUAGAUGGUGCAAUGCUUGCCAACUUCUUUAGCACCGGACAAGUCUGCACGAACGGAACCAGGGUGUUCGUGCCUUCGAAAAUGAAGGCGGACUUCGAGGCCCUGCUCCUCGGCAAGAUGGGAUACAUCCGCGCUGGACCCCUGAUGGACCCAAACACCAACUUCGGCCCGCUGUCAUCUUCCGUACAUCGCGAAAAGGUCAUGAAUUAUAUUCGCCACGGCAUUGAUAACGACAAAGCAACUCUGCUCUACGGCGGCCCGCACCCGCCCGCAAACCUCGACUCGUCCUUUCGAGACGGAUACUGGGUUUCCCCGACUGUGUUUACCAACUGCACUGACGACAUGAAGAUCGUCCAAGAGGAGAUCUUCGGCCCCGUCAUGUCCAUCCUCACCUAUGAUACUAUCGACGAAGCCGUGCGUCGAGCAAACAAUACGCCGUUGGGCUUAGCAGCAGGCGUGUUUACCCGUGAUAUCAAUCUUGCGCAUAAGAUAAUUGACAGACUAGAUGCCGGAAUUACAUGGAUCAAUUCUUGGGGGGAGUCUCCGGCGGAGAUGCCCGUCGGAGGAUGGAAGAUGAGCGGUGUGGGUGUCGAGAAUGGGCGAAGGGGAAUCGAGGCGUGGGUGAGAAAUAAGAGUACGUUGGUGGACAUGAGCGGGACGGUGGCGACGGUGUUUACAAAGCUAUAG
Molecule: messenger RNA, 1637 nt
Organism: Coccidioides posadasii C735 delta SOWgp
Lineage: Eukaryota; Fungi; Ascomycota; Eurotiomycetes; Onygenales; Onygenaceae
Molecular function (GO): aldehyde dehydrogenase (NAD+) activity
Source: RefSeq, a predicted model, not a curated record